Molecule: messenger RNA, 1828 nt
Organism: Manis javanica (Malayan pangolin)
Lineage: Eukaryota; Metazoa; Chordata; Mammalia; Pholidota; Manidae
Source: RefSeq, a predicted model, not a curated record
GCAGGAUGGACAGGUCCAGCAGCCUCUCGGCGUGAGGCGAGGGCCGCGCCGCCCGCCUGGUCGAGGCCCGCCCGGGGCGCCCGCCGCGGCCGCGGAGCCAAUGCGGCGCGGGGCGGGGAUUGUUUACGUCUCGCUCGGGAGCGGAAAGUAGGUCACGGCCGGCGGAGCGUGGCGGCGGCGGCGCGGCUGCAGGUUUUAUCAGGGUGCUUGGACACUGGAGUGAGGUGCGAGCUUGGGAAGAGAAUUCCAGAGCCCUGGCUUGGCAUCUCCUAUCGGAUCCUGUCCACCAUGGCCAGGCGUCCCCGGAGCAGCAGAGCAUGGCAUUUUGUUCUGAGCGCAGCCCGUCGAGAUGCAGAUGCCCGGGCUGUGGCUCUGGCAGGGACCGCUAGCUGGGACUGUGACUCUGAUGGGCAGUGGGCUUGGGGCUGCCUCCUGCCCAGGGGCUGGUGUACCGGUGCUGACCGGGUUAGCUCCAGGGCCUGCGGUGCAGGCUUCUGGCUCAGUAGAAAGGCGUUGCCUCUGGUCAGUCCUUCUCCUUGCGCCGUGCCUGUGACCGGGGAGUCCUUCUGUGACUGCGACAGCCAGAGCGAGGCGCCCUUCUGCGGUGGCCUGCACGCCGUGCGCCGGGGCAGGGACUGCCACUGCGGCGAGGAGGACGACCAUUUCGACUGGGUCUGGGAUGACCUGAGUAAGUCCUCGGCCACCCUGCUGAGCUGUGACAACCGUAAGGUGGACUUCCACACGGAGUACAGCUGCGGCACUGCGGCCAUCCGGGGCACCAAGGAGCUGGGGGAGGGCCAGCACUUCUGGGAGAUCAAGAUGACCUCGCCCGUCUACGGCACAGACAUGAUGGUGGGCAUCGGGACGUCAGACGUGGACCUGGACAAAUACCACCACACGUUCUGCAGCCUGCUUGGCAGGGACGAAGACAGCUGGGGUCUCUCCUACACAGGCCUCCUCCACCACAAGGGCGACAAGACGAGCUUCUCCUCACGCUUCGGCCAGGGCUCCAUCAUCGGGGUGCAUCUGGACACCUGGCACGGGACGCUGACUUUCUUUAAGAACAGGAAGUGCAUAGGGGUGGCGGCCACCCGGCUGCACAACAGGAAGUUCUACCCGAUGGUGUGCUCCACGGCGGCCAAGAGCAGCAUGAAGGUGAUCCGCUCAUGCGCCAGUGCCACCUCCUUGCAGUUCCUGUGUUGCUACCGCCUGCGCCAGCUGCGACCUGACUCAGGAGACACGCUGGAGGGCCUGCCCCUGCCACCCGGCCUGAAGCAGGUGCUACGCCACAAGCUGGGCUGGCUUCUCAGCACAAGCUGUGGCCGCCACCAGCCUCCCGCAUCCUCACCCAAGGCCCCCACACACCCUGCCAGCCCCGGGCCCCGGCGCUGCCCAAGGAAGCGCUGCCAAAGGACCUGACUGACCUUCUGGGGUCCGCCGCCUCCUGGGGCUGGGCAGCAUCCCCUCCGGCCCUUCCUCCAGCCACACUCUGGGGCCACAGCAGACGGAGGAGCUGGGCUGAGGGCCAUCCCGACUGUACCCCUGCGCCUGAGGCUGUCAGACCCUGAGGGUUAGGGGCCACAGGCCAGCAUCCUGAGAGCAGGAUUGGUGCACCUGUGUGCCACGGGUGCUGGGUGUGCAGACAGGUGCUGCCCCGGCUCCUGCGGACUCAGGCUGCAGGCCUGGGAGGCCGGGCCUGCUGCCUGGACAGUCUCCUUAGGGCCUGCCGUCCCUGCCCACGGCCUCGGGUUUUUCUAACUUGCUUUGCAUGUUGUCCGCUGUUCUUGUCUGAGACUGAAACAGUGUAAUAAACUGAGUUUAUGUCCGA